Molecule: messenger RNA, 4780 nt
Organism: Rhinopithecus roxellana (golden snub-nosed monkey)
Lineage: Eukaryota; Metazoa; Chordata; Mammalia; Primates; Cercopithecidae
Gene: LRCH1
Product: leucine rich repeats and calponin homology domain containing 1
Exons: 19
Coding region: 258-2363 (701 amino acids)
Molecular function (GO): protein binding
Source: RefSeq, a predicted model, not a curated record
CGCGCUGCCGCUGCUGCCGCCGCCGCCGCCGCAGUCCUUAGCUUCCCGGGGACAGGAAACCUUCAAGACCGAGCUGCCACGGCCGCCUCCCCGCCCGCCCCUCAUUCUACGCGCCUGCCCACACCCUCCUCCCCUCCUUCCAGCGCCUUUCGGUGGAGCACUGCGGCACUCAGCACGAGCUGCCGUUUUCCCCUCGCGGGGAACGCUGUGACCCCCCCGCAGGAGCGGCGGGGCGGGGUGGGGGGGCCCGGGAGAAGAUGGCGACGCCGGGAAGCGAACCCCAACCUUUCGUCCCGGCCCUUUCGGUAGCUACUCUGCACCCACUUCAUCAUCCCCACCACCAUCACCACCACCACCACCACCACCACCAUCAGCACCACGGAGGAACCGGCGCCCCUGGCGGGGCGGGUGGUGGCGGCGGCGGCAGCGGGGGCUUUAACCUGCCCUUGAACCGGGGUCUGGAGCGCGCGCUUGAGGAGGCGGCCAACUCCGGGGGAUUGAACCUGAGCUCCAGGAAAUUGAAGGAAUUUCCCCGUACCGCAGCCCCCGGGCACGACCUCUCGGACACUGUGCAGGCAGAUUUAUCUAAGAACAGACUGGUUGAAGUUCCAAUGGAAUUGUGCCAUUUUGUAUCACUGGAAAUUCUUAAUCUGUAUCACAACUGUAUCAGAGUCAUUCCUGAAGCCAUCGUUAAUCUCCAGAUGCUGACUUACCUGAACUUGAGUCGAAAUCAGCUGUCCGCCCUGCCUGCCUGCCUGUGUGGUCUGCCUCUCAAAGUCUUAAUCGCGAGUAACAACAAACUUGGAUCAUUACCAGAAGAGAUAGGCCAGCUCAAACAGUUAAUGGAGUUGGAUGUCAGCUGCAACGAAAUCACAGCGUUGCCCCAGCAGAUAGGUCAGUUGAAAUCUCUACGAGAACUGAAUGUCAGAAGAAAUUACCUUAAAGUUUUACCACAAGAACUAGUAGAUCUUCCCUUGGUAAAGUUUGACUUUUCCUGCAACAAAGUGCUCGUGAUUCCAAUUUGUUUUAGAGAGAUGAAGCAGCUGCAAGUGUUGCUACUUGAGAAUAAUCCUCUGCAGUCUCCUCCAGCACAGAUUUGCACAAAGGGCAAAGUUCACAUAUUUAAGUAUCUGAGCAUACAAGCAUGCCAGAUUAAGACAGCUGACUCCCUUUAUCUCCACACCAUGGAGAGGCCACAUUUACACCAGCACGUGGAAGACGGCAAGAAGGAUUCUGAUUCGGGAGUUGGAAGUGACAAUGGAGAUAAGCGAUUAUCUGCCACCGAGCCUUCUGACGAAGACACUGUUAGCCUCAAUGUGCCAAUGUCGAAUAUCAUGGAAGAAGAACAGAUCAUCAAGGAGGACUCGUGCCACCGCCUUAGCCCCGUUAAAGGGGAAUUUCAUCAGGAAUUUCAACCGGAGCCUUCCCUGUUGGGUGACAGCACCAACUCAGGAGAAGAAAGAGACCAGUUUACUGAUAGAGCAGAUGGUCUCCAUUCGGAAUUUAUGAACUAUAAGGCAAGGACAGAAGACUGUGAAGAGCUGUUACGGAUAGAAGAGGAUGUACACUGGCAAACCGAGGGCAUAAUAAGUUCAUCCAAAGAUCAGGACAUGGAUAUAGCAAUGAUCGAGCAGCUGAGAGAAGCGGUAGAUUUGCUGCAAGAUCCCAAUGGAUUGAGCACAGAUAUGACAGAGAGAAGUGUUUUAAACCUAUAUCCUAUGGGAUCAGCAGAAGCCUUAGAAUUACAAGAUUCUGCACUGAAUGGUCAAAUACAGCUGGAAACAUCUCCGGUGUGUGAGGUGCAAAGUGAUCUAACAUUACAGAGUAAUGGGAGCCAGUAUUCUCCAAAUGAGAUUAGAGAGAACUCCCCUGCAGUCUCUCCUACCACAAACAACACAACUCCAUUUGGCCUGAAGCCUCGAUCAGUGUUUCUAAGACCUCAGAGAAAUUUGGAAUCUAUAGACCCACAGUUUACAAUCCGGAGGAAAAUGGAGCAGAUGAGAGAAGAGAAAGAGCUGGUGGAACAACUUCGUGAGAGCAUUGAGAUGAGAUUGAAGGUCAGUCUACAUGAAGACCUGGGGGCAGCACUCAUGGAUGGUGUUGUCCUCUGCCAUCUGGUCAACCACAUCCGCCCACGGUCGGUUGCAAGCAUCCAUGUCCCGUCACCAGCAGUUCCCAAACUUAGCAUGGCCAAAUGCAGAAGAAAUGUGGAAAACUUUCUGGAAGCAUGCCGAAAAUUAGGAGUACCAGAGGAAAAGCUAUGUCUACCCCACCACAUUCUUGAAGAAAAAGGCCUGGUCAAAGUGGGCAUUACCAUUCAAGCAUUACUAGACAUCACCAUAACGAAGGCUCUAUUCACAUGAAACUACCCCUUCUCCACUGGGGGCUCAGACUCUGCUCUCAUCCAGGAUCCUGAACUCUGCUCCAGGCACCUGUUUAACCCUCUCUGCCACCCACUGCCUGUCACUUCACUGACUCCAGUUACAUUGAAACAAUUUUCAGUCUAAGGGAGGAUUUUCUACCUUUCAGAGCCGACCUCCGACUUUAAGACUUGACAGGUAUUUAUCUUGAAACCAGAGAGGGAGCUGGAGAAAAAGAAAAAACUGAGCAGCACAUCAAUGCCUUUUCCACCCUCCUUCAUCCUUUCCACACUCACCAACUGCCAUUACCAAAAUGCCAAGCACAACCGUUUUGCAGCAAGAUGCAUUCAUUUUAUUAAAACCAAACUCAUCGUGUAUUUAGUCAAGGGGGGAGGGGGGCACAAUCAGGUUUUUCACCACCAAAUUUUUCAAGAAGUUUCUUGAGACCAUUGCCUUUUAAAAAACUAUUUUCGACAUACAAAAUAUUUAUAUAAAUAUUAUUUAUUAGUGAGUUGUUAUUCAUCCUUUGGAUGCAAAUUGUAAAUUAGGAAACUAUUUUAUUACUGCUUUUUUGUGGUUAAACACUUUAUUUUAAUAUUAUAAAUAUUGAGUUAUUUUCUAUCCUCUUUGGUGUGCAGUAGUUUAGGUCUCAGUAAUCAUGUUUCUGGUGUAUAUGAUUCCAAGAAAAAAAAAAAGCAAAAAACAGGUGCUUUUGGGACACAACUUUUCUGGGGAGGCAGUAUUGACACUUUGGUUUGUGGAACGUUGGUCUUAUUUAUAUUUCUGCAUUCCAUCCAGUUUCCUACAUUCCAGCAGCCCUCUGUCCCCCAAUAUAACAAACUGACUAAAAUCAAGAGAGCACCCCAAAGUUAUUUGUAAAUAGCUGUGAUGGAAAAAAAAAAGACAUAUUAAACUUGAAGAUAAAAUGUGAACAAUUAUUUUUUGGAUUCAUACUUCUUUUGCUAUGCACAAAACAUUCACGUUUUAACACAAAGAAAUAAUAAGUGUUAGCAUCAUGUGUCUUGAAGUAUACUUUUGCACUGUAACUUGGGUUACAUUAAAGAGAGCUUUGCACCAAAGGUAGAUAAUGAAGAAAUGGUAUAGGAAAGUGGAGAUGAUAAAAAGUUGAUUGUUGAACCAAAAAGGAUUUGAAGGGAAGCUUUGACUGAGUAUCAGAAAUUACUUAAGGCACAUAGGACCUGAAUCAGGAAACCAGCACUUCUUACAACUGCCAGUUUUAAAAGAGGAAAUGAUUCUGAGAUGUGCUUAUUUUAUUUUAAUUUGGUGGUUGGUGGUUUUCCAAGUAGUCUGUAAAAUCCUGCAAGAUUCACAGUCUCUGGUGUGAAACCUCAGAAGUGAGUCAUUGUGAGCCUGUGGGCAGUACCACCAAGGCAGGCUAAGGGGAGGGUGCAGUAAGUGGAGUUUGUGAGGCUGAGUGGCUGAGGAGGGAGCAAGUGCAACAAAAUAGGACUAGAGAAGAACCAGCCAAGGAAUGGAACCCAUGCUGCUCUCAGAGAUUCACAGAUGGCUUCACGGAACAUGGCAGCCUUCUGCAGGCAGUUCCAGGCAUGCGCACUCACGCUGCAAUCACAGCUGUCCCAGUAAUUAACCUUUCUAAGUCUUGCAAAUGCUGACUGCACUUUCACCUCCUUGAAAAGCCAUUGGAAGUUUUUAGAGCAGCAGCAGCCACAGUUUGUAAGACAAAUGUAGAGGGGGACGCAAGAGAAAAGACACCACAGGAGGAGGAUUCAGUGUGCAGUCAGCACAGAGCAACAUCAACCAAGACAACGGCUGCCCUCUGCUCUUGGGAAGAUGGGGGGAGGUUUCUGAAAACAGAAAUUUGGAUUGGCAGCUAGCAGUUAUUUCCUAUCAGAUGUACUGUGCACUUUAACCUAACUUAAAAUGUAUUUUAGUAUUUUUCUGUACUGCACAAAUACCUGUUUUGUCAAAUAGCAUAAUGAUGUAAAGAAGCAUUUUGGACAAAGAGUGUAUAUACAGUUUAAGCAACAUUCAAAAGUUGACUAUAUAAGUAGGAAUUUAGCCUGCUGCACCUUCACGGGCAUUCAGAAUGCGGGGUCCUGAAAUAUUUUUUUAUGUGUAUAUAUGGUGGCAUGAAGCUCUGUAAUCAUUGUUUCGAGAGACUUUUUUUCAAAAUUAAAGUAUUUCUUUUGAUAUUAAUUUUUAUUAUUUUCUUGAAGUUGGCUGUGUAAUGUAAAUGGCUUCAGUCUUGUAAAAUUGCUUUUUUUUCUUUUAAAUGCAGUCCGUGUAUGGCUAAGACGUCUUUAAGAUCCUUGUACACUGUUUAUAUGUGCAAUAAAAUGCAUGGCCAGCCGACAGUACCAUCAGUGGACAGAAUGUAUAUAGUGCAAAUAUCCUUCCUUUAUUAUUUAACAGCCAUUAAAACUUCAGAUUUGUACAAA